GGAGUAGGAGAAGGGGGCCGGUCAAGGGAAGUGCGACGUGUCUGAGGAGCCUUUUUAUACCUCCUUCCCUGGAGCCCGGCAGCCACUGCCGCCAUCCACGUCUCUGUGCCCCGGACCCGGGUUCCGCCACCGCCGCAACAUGUCGGGGGUCAAGAAGCAGAAGACGGACCAGCAAAAAUCCACCAAUGUGGUCUACCAGGCCCAUCAUGUGAGCAGGAAUAAGAGAGGACAGGUGGUUGGAAGCAGGGGAGGAUUCCGAGGAUGUACCGUGUGGCUAACAGGGCUCUCUGGUGCUGGGAAAACAACCGUAAGUUUCGCUUUGGAAGAGUACCUUGUAUCGCAUGCCAUCCCUUGUUACUCCCUGGAUGGGGACAAUGUCCGCCAUGGCCUUAACAAGAACCUGGGAUUUUCUGCCGGGGAUCGGGAAGAGAACAUCCGCCGGAUUGCAGAGGUGGCCAAGCUCUUUGCCGAUGCUGGCCUGGUCUGCAUUACUAGCUUCAUUUCUCCAUUUGCAAAGGAUCGUGAAAAUGCCCGCAAAAUCCACGAAGUAGCAGGACUCCCAUUCUUUGAGGUCUUUGUAGAUGCGCCUUUAAACAUCUGUGAAAGCCGAGAUGUAAAAGGACUCUACAAGCGGGCUCGAGCAGGAGAGAUUAAAGGGUUUACAGGCAUCGAUUCUGAUUAUGAGAAACCGGAAACUCCUGAGUGUGUGCUGAAGACCAACUUGUCUUCCGUAAGCGACUGUGUGCAACAGGUUGUGGAGCUUCUGCAAGAGCAGAACAUUGUACCCCAUACCACCAUCAAGGGCAUCCACGAACUCUUUGUGCCAGAGAACAAAAUUGACCAAAUCCGAGCUGAGGUUGAUACUCUCCCAUCGUUAUCAAUUACCAAGCUUGAUCUGCAGUGGGUGCAGGUGCUGAGCGAAGGCUGGGCCACACCCCUCAAAGGUUUCAUGCGGGAAAAGGAGUACCUGCAGGCUAUACACUUCGACACUCUGCUGGAUGACGGAGUCAUCAACCUGAGCAUUCCCAUCGUACUGCCCGUCUCUGUGGAGGACAAGGCGCGGCUCGAAGGGUGCAUGAAGUUUGCUUUGACGUACGAAGGUCGGAGGGUGGCUGUGUUACAAGACCCUGAGUUCUAUGAGCACAGGAAAGAGGAGCGUUGUUCUCGUGUGUGGGGAACAGCCACUGCAAAGCAUCCCCAUAUCAAAAUGGUGAUGGAAAGUGGGGAUUGGCUUGUUGGUGGAGACCUACAGGUGCUGGAGAGAAUUCGGUGGGAUGAUGGGCUGGACCAAUACCGCCUGACGCCUCUAGAGCUCAAACAGAAGUGUAAAGACCUGAACGCUGAUGCCGUGUUUGCAUUCCAGUUGCGCAACCCUGUCCACAAUGGUCAUGCUCUGCUGAUGCAGGAUACACGCCGCAGGCUCCUAGAGAGGGGCUACAAGCACCCAGUCCUCUUGCUACACCCUCUGGGGGGCUGGACCAAGGACGACGAUGUGCCUCUGGACUGGAGGAUGAAGCAGCAUGCAGCUGUACUGGAGGAAGGGAUCCUGGAUCCCAAGUCAACUAUUGUUGCCAUCUUUCCAUCUCCUAUGUUAUAUGCCGGCCCCACAGAGGUCCAGUGGCAUUGCAGGUGCCGGAUGAUUGCAGGAGCCAAUUUCUACAUUGUGGGCAGGGAUCCUGCAGGAAUGCCCCACCCCGAGACAAAGAAAGACCUAUAUGAACCUACCCAUGGGGGCAAGGUCUUGAGUAUGGCGCCUGGCCUCACCUCUGUGGAAAUCAUUCCAUUCCGAGUGGCUGCCUACAAUAAAACUAAAAAGGCCAUGGACUUUUAUGACCCAGCAAGGCACGCUGAGUUUGACUUCAUCUCAGGAACUCGUAUGAGGAAGCUCGCCCGGGAAGGAGAAGACCCCCCAGAUGGCUUCAUGGCCCCCAAAGCAUGGAAAGUGUUGACAGAUUACUACAGGUCUCUGGAGAAGAUAAACUAGGCAGUCCUGGUUCUGGCUUCUCUCUCAAGUGCUCUUUGACGAUUGUUUUCUAUUUUGGUGAUUAGAUGCUCUAUAUGCAAUUACUCUUCAAUGACUUUUUGAAGUUAGAAUUUUGCAAUGAGGUAAAAGGUUGUGCCUAUAAUUUAAAACCAACUUCAUUAUGUUUAUGAAAGUCACACUGGAGACUAAGUCUUAGGUGAAAAUAUUGCUACACCUCCCAGAAUGAAAACCCUUGUACUUUACUUCAUCUCAGCACGUAUGUCCCAGAUUUCUAAAAAAAUGUUACUGUGUCUAGUUGACCUGCCUGAAACAGAAUCAUACGUUCCAGCUUAAUUUUGCCAACCAGGAAUUCCAAUGUUACUUACCAGAAGCAAUAAGCCACACAAACAGCUUCUUCUGUACAACAUCAGGACUUUAAACCUCAUGAUUAU
This is a messenger RNA of Acomys russatus (golden spiny mouse), 2415 nucleotides long. RefSeq names its product 3'-phosphoadenosine 5'-phosphosulfate synthase 2 (gene Papss2). Lineage: Eukaryota; Metazoa; Chordata; Mammalia; Rodentia; Muridae. The transcript has 12 exons. The record is from RefSeq and is a predicted model, not a curated record. Gene Ontology annotation, molecular function: adenylylsulfate kinase activity; sulfate adenylyltransferase (ATP) activity; ATP binding. Gene Ontology annotation, biological process: sulfate assimilation; 3'-phosphoadenosine 5'-phosphosulfate biosynthetic process. The coding region runs from base 140 to 1984 and encodes 614 amino acids.